Molecule: messenger RNA, 387 nt
Organism: Eurypyga helias (sunbittern)
Lineage: Eukaryota; Metazoa; Chordata; Aves; Eurypygiformes; Eurypygidae
Gene: STARD10
Product: StAR-related lipid transfer (START) domain containing 10
Exons: 3
Molecular function (GO): lipid binding
Source: RefSeq, a predicted model, not a curated record
CAGAAAUACCCACCCCGCAAGGACUUUGUGAGGGCCGUGUCCCUGCAGACAGGUUACCUGAUCAAGGCAAAUGGUGCUGGUGCCUGCGUCCUCUACUAUCUCACCCAGGUGGACCCUCGCGGGUCGCUGCCAAAGUGGGUGGUGAACCGCGUCUCCCAGUUUGUGGCACCAAAGGCAAUGAAGAAGAUCUACAAGGCUGGACUGAAGUACCCAGAGUGGAAACGUAAACACGAUCCCGGGUACAAGCCCUGGGUGUACCCGGAGCAGAACACACUGCCCAGCAUCAGCCUGGCCGAGCUCUCAGUGCAGCACGCCGACUCGCUGGAGAACAUCGACGAGACGGGGCUGCCCGAGGACCACCUGAGCACCAGUGACCACGAGGCCUGA